Molecule: messenger RNA, 3035 nt
Organism: Sinocyclocheilus anshuiensis
Lineage: Eukaryota; Metazoa; Chordata; Actinopteri; Cypriniformes; Cyprinidae
Product: deoxynucleotidyltransferase terminal-interacting protein 2-like
Exons: 7
Coding region: 1-2784 (927 amino acids)
Biological process (GO): RNA processing
Cellular component (GO): nucleolus
Molecular function (GO): RNA binding
Source: RefSeq, a predicted model, not a curated record
AUGACUGUUAUGCAACUGGCCCCUGCUCAGCGAUGCUUUCCUGCAUCGAUUAGUCGCGCCUGCGCAUUCAGAGAACGCGUCUCGCAAGCGGAAGUGGCCACCAGGAGAGGAACACGCGUGGGCUCCCCUGUGAAAGAUACCAGCGAUGAAAACUCUGGAGCCACGCUGCCUACUCCUUCGACCAGAAGAACACGGCGCAGAACGCUAAUGGAAGAAAACCAACCCCAGUCCGAAUUUGUUGGCAACUCCCAGCCAGAUGAGCCGAAGGACAACAAUACUGCCUCUUCCUCAGCAGCAAGUCUGCCAAAGCGUGACAUUAGAAGAUCCACACGUCUCCUUGCUGACAAAAAGCAGCCUAACUCUACCCAUGAAGCUGAUGUGUCUGAGUCAGAGUCCUGCUGCUCUGUAGUUUCUGAUGUGCAGGUGACACCUAGAACCAGACGGAGGACUGCAGUCAGGGGGAAGCCCACUGUACAGGGCGAGGCAUCCGAAGUUGAAUCCUGCUCAUCUGAGGUGUCCACAACCCAUUCUCGCAGAGCUCCGUACAGCCUGAGGAAACGUGUUCUGACUUCAGCAGCUGCAAAAGAUGCCACAAAGGAUGAUGAUGAUGAUCCCUCAGGGGCUGAGUCGUGCAGUUCUUCUGUAUCCGUCACUAAAGCUAUGGACACCCGUCCGAUAACAAGGAGCCAUCGGAAGACCGCUGUUCCUUCCACAGAAGCAGAUUCAUCUGAACCAGAGUCAUGCUCCUCCAGUGUUUCUGGCCUACGUGGAUCUGUGGUCCGCAGAUCUGCACGAAACCAGAAGGUAAAACCGACUGAGCCGAUCCCUUUGAGCUUUGAGGAAACCACAGACACCCCUUCUUCUCCAAUGUCCAGGAAGAGUGCAAGUAGGCGCAAAACAGUAGUUGACGACAAAACUGACUCUGAUGGAUACAAGUCUGGUCCCAGCAUGAGUCCGUGGAGAUCCACCAGGCAUCAUCCCAAGCCUGACACUCUGGUUGGUGAAUCCGAUUCAGAAUCGGUAGCUACUGAUGUCUGCACUUCUCAAGGGAGCCCCAGCCCUCAAAGAGGAAGGGGGACUCCUUGUAGUAGCCGAACCGGGUCUGCUAGUAGUAGCCGUGCGGUUCCUGUAACCAGGACAAGAAGUAAAGCAAAAGUGGCUUCUCAUGUAAGUGACACCAUUACAACUGCUGCUGCCAUGCCUGAGGAACCGGGUGAGGGGCUUGAACCUCCUCAUGAAAGUAUUCCAGUACCUGAUGGAGAUGAAGCUGAAGACACAGUAGAUCAACUGGACAGCACCGUGACCUUGGACACCAGUGAAGCUCAGGAGUGCACCAUGAUUGAGGAGAGAGCUGAAGAUACCACUGUAGUUCUUGAUCAGGAUGAGGCCAUUGAGAUGCAGGAACCCCAGAGCAGCAUGCAAGACGUUGAGCCGGUGGAGGACAGUGGAACUGAAACUCUGACACUUCAAGAAAAACCUGCGGCUGAAACUUCUGCUACGCUAACUGAAGAGUCUGGAGAUGUUGCCAUGGAAAAUGAUGAGCCAGAGUUUGUGGAGACAAGCCAUGUUGUUGAAGAUCAUACAUGUUCUGAGCCUGUGAAGGAGGAUACGGUAGAAGCUGCGGCAGAAGAUCCUGUACCAGCUGUGGUUGAGGACAAGGUUGAUCGCGAAAAGAAAGGUGUGAUCGUUUAUGAGGAAGCUAAUGACACCGUUAAGACAACCGAAAACGACUCCGUAACGUUGAAUGACCUUGAAGGCCCUUCUACAAGCUCACACACUCAAACAAAUUUGACCAUCACAGAGGAAACAUCUAAGAAACCUCCUCCCCAGAAACAAAUGAUCAGUUUACUCGACAGCAGUGAGGAUGAAGACAGUGCUGAUGAAGGUCUGUCUUCAGAGGAGGAAGGCUGUUCACAUAAAGCUGAAGAUGUGCAGAGUGAAGACGAUGUGAUGUGCCCUGAUGGAAAUCAGGUGUCAGAAGAAGCAGAGGCACACGGUAACGGACUGUUUGUUAUAGACACUAAACCUGGACUACGGUCUAAGAAACAGUAUUAUGUUGAUGCCAAGCAAACCGAGGAAGAGGAUGAGGAGGAUUUUGUUGAUGAGGAUGGAGAUGACGAUGAUGAUGAAGAUUCAAAAGUGCUGUUUGCUCCCAAAAAGCCUCUGAUACAGCUAUCUAGUGCCAUUGACACAGGUCUGAAAAUGAAGGAACUUGGUGGUUUGUACAUCAGUUUUGAUGGCAACAAGCCAAAGAGUCUUUCCAACAGUUCGAAAAGCCAGAAGGACCUGAACAAUCAGGAUGAGUUGCUGAAGAAGAGUGUUAUCGUUCCGGAAUUUGAGAAGAAAGAUGCUGUGCCUCCAUACAGUGAAUCUAAACAUGCUGCUAAACUCAAGCGCAAGGUGGAAAGAGAAAAGACAACUGGUGAUGGCUGGUUCAACAUGAGAGCUCCUGAAUUAACAGAAGAGCUCAAAAAUGACCUGAAGGCACUUAAGAUGCGCUCAGCCAUGGACCCAAAGCGCUUCUACAAGAAGAAUGACAGAGAAGGAUUUCCCAAGUACUUUCAGGUUGGUACAGUGGUUGACAACCCAGUAGACUUUUAUAGUUCAAGAAUCCCUAAGAAACAAAGGAAAAGGACCAUUGUUGAAGAGCUGCUUGCUGAUGCAGAGUUUAGAAGCUAUAACAAAAGGAAAUAUCAAGAGAUCAUGGCAGAAAAAGCAGCACAGGCCGCGGGCAAGAUGAACAAAAAGAAGCACAUGUUCCACAAAAAGAAAAUGAAUAAAUAGUUUCAUAAGGCAAAUCAGUUUUUGAUUUUGAAAUAUGAGGCAACUAUAUUUUUUUAAAUUUCAGUGGAUCAAUAAAUGCUUUUUUAGUGUUAUAAUCAUUUGCAUUGCAUGUAAAAAAACAAACAAACAAACAGAAACAUGCAACUUUUUAAACAAGUUUUUUCUUAAAUGGAUCGAGAUUGGAAGACUGACUGAAGAGACUGAUCAUUCCUCUCUGGCUGUGGAUUCACAAUAAAUUAAGUCCAAAAUGU